Messenger RNA from Dendrobium catenatum, 775 nucleotides. Its product is annotated as pectinesterase inhibitor 3-like. The transcript has a single exon. The record is from RefSeq and is a predicted model, not a curated record. Lineage: Eukaryota; Viridiplantae; Streptophyta; Magnoliopsida; Asparagales; Orchidaceae. Gene Ontology annotation, molecular function: enzyme inhibitor activity. The coding region runs from base 32 to 580 and encodes 182 amino acids. Gene Ontology annotation, biological process: negative regulation of catalytic activity.
CACUCCUAAACCUUCACUCAGCCUUGCUUCAAUGGCCGUGCUUUCCCUUCUCCACCUGUUUCCUCUCUUCCUCAUUCCCAUCACCUCCUCCGCCGCCUUCCCUCCUUCCUCACUAGUCCUCUCCUCCUGCGCCCACGCCCGCUAUCCCUCUCUUUGCAUCCGCACCCUCUCCCCUUCCGCCGCCCGCACACCCACCGCGCUUGCCGUCGACGCAGUCUCCGCCGCUGCAACCUCUGCUCAAAAUGCCCACUCCUUCCUCCGUCACUUCCCCUCUCCUCCCCCGCCAGCCGUCCGCGACUGUGUCGAGCAGCUCUCCGACUCCAGCGACCAGCUAGCCCGCGCCGCUGCCGAGAUCCGCCACCUCCGGCAAGAAAACUCGCGCUGGCAUCUCGAUAACGCCUUGACGUGGGCCAGCGCUGCACUCACCGACGACGACACGUGCCUCGACGCCAUCCGCCGGCUUCCUGCUUCCACUCACCGCUCCGUAUCGGCCCACGUGUCGGAGGCUCGGAGGGUCACGUGCAACGCACUUUACCUUGUUUCUCGCCUCGCCGACACUCUUCCACACCGCCGGCGCUGAGAAUGGGUGAUCUUCUGUGAUAUUUUGUUUUGCUAGAUGUUAUUUGCAUAUGCAGCAAGAUUGUUCUUUUCUUGCUUGGUUUGGUGUGGGAUUAGGAACUAGAAAAAAAAAUACUGGAAAUGUGUGUGCAGUGUGCAAGUACUUGCUAGCCAGAUUUGGACUUUCUGCUCCUAAACUUAGGUUUUCUUUGUGAUG